This is a messenger RNA of Bolinopsis microptera, 1577 nucleotides long. RefSeq names its product WD repeat-containing protein WRAP73-like. Bases 25 to 1362 code for a protein of 445 amino acids. The record is from RefSeq and is a predicted model, not a curated record. Lineage: Eukaryota; Metazoa; Ctenophora; Tentaculata; Lobata; Bolinopsidae. Gene Ontology annotation, molecular function: protein binding. The transcript is spliced from 12 exons. Gene Ontology annotation, biological process: microtubule anchoring at mitotic spindle pole body. Gene Ontology annotation, cellular component: mitotic spindle; MWP complex; microtubule organizing center.
UAAGAAAAGGUAGUUAGUUGUAGGAUGAACUUCAGUAAAAGGUUCAAGAACUCCGUCACUCCGGCGUUCUCGGAAUGUGGGAAGAUGGUGGCCAAUGCUAACGGGUCGAAGGUACUGGUCCGCGACGUGAACACGCUACAACUCCUGCAGAUGUGGGUAUGUUACGACACCGUCAGAGAUAUAGUCUGGUCUCCUGACUCCAACUAUCUUGCUUCUGUUAGCGGUAACAAAAUUCAGCUGUGGUCAAUGUCAGACUCUGCGUGGAGGAGCUGUAUAUCUGAGACUAACGGAGGUGUGGACAGUGUCACCUGGUCCCCGGACUCUAGACACCUCCUCGUCCUCCACCAGUUCUCUGUCUUCAUCACCAUCUGGGCUGUUGAGUUUGCGACCCAGAUGUUUGUCAAGAAUCCUAAAGGAAGCCUAUAUCGGUUCAGUGGUGAUGGUAAGUACCUGGCGGUGAUCGAGCGAAUGGAGUGCAACGAUUACGUGGCUGUUCUUAGCACUCGCACUUGGAAACUUACAAGUCAUUUCAAACUCCCUACUAUAGAUGCAGCUGGAUUCGAAUGGAGUCCGUCUAACCUAGAGUUGUGCAUAUGGGAUCACAUGUUCGACCACAGGCUGUACAUCUAUUCACUAGAUGGGUCAUGUCUUUUCACUCACGAGGUAAAGAAGCCGAUUAGUAUGGGUUUACAGUGUGUAGCCUGGUCGCCGUGUGGACAAUAUAUCGCUCUGGGGACCCACACUCACUAUCUCUACCUUAUCAACAGGACCAAUAGAAAGGUUGCAGGAGAGAUGCUGAUCCCAGAAUCAGUAUCUGGCAGAGCUGUACAAUUCUACAGAGAAGUACACAGCGCCAUGUCAGGAAACAGUGUCAUGGAAAGACUUCAGUCACCACCGGAACACAAGUUCCAGGUUGUUACAGACGAUCAUAUUGAUAUGAAGUUUGCGGAAAUUGUCAUUAAAAAGAAGACUUCCACAAAAACGAAUGAUACUGCGAAAGAAAAGCGAGUAAAAAAGUACGGUAUAACUGCAAUUAAAUGGUCCCACGACAGUUCACACUUGGCUGUUCUAGAUGCCUCCAACCCUAACACCAUUACUGUUUGGAGUAUCGCCGAUAAAAGUAUUACAGCUGUUCUCCAGUUUGUGCACAACCCCAGAACUUUCGCUUGGCAUCCUCACUUAUUGAGACUGAUAGUGGCUUCGGGAGAUAGCAGUGUCAGUAUGUGGGAGUACGACGGAUGUUGGAUUAUUGAACUUCCGGCAGAGUGCUCGGUUAAUGUGAAUCACACAAACUGGUCAAGCGAUGGAAAUGCUCUACUACUCUCGGCUAAGGACAAUUUCUGUAUUGGUUUUCUUGAGUGAUCUUCCAAAACUAAACUGAUGGUUUUGUGGCAAAAUUUGUACAUAGUUCAUAUUAUUUGUUAAUAUCUUAUCCAACUUUAGUGGAAUCUGUUGCAUUGACAAGACUGCGACAAUUUUUGGUAGCUUAAUGCAUUUUGCAUGAAGCAGUUAUUUGAUAAUGUUUAUACAUUUUAUGUUUCUAAUAAUAACAACUUUUUAAUCCCAAGUUUUACUAA